CAGAAUACAGCGAAUCAGCAAUCAGGUACCUUCAAUAUCGUCGGAGACUUAUACACAUGUGUAUUUGUGUUUAUGGUGGUAUGUUCAAAUAAGGUUACACGUUAAAUAUUAAUUUUAAUUAGCUCAUUUAGACAUAUGGCGCAAACUGUUGUUACUCAGUUUUAUACAGCCAAAAAGAACGUCCAGAAUUCCAAGAAAUCAGUUAAAAAAAUAGAAAAAGAAAUAAUUUCUGAUGCUCUUAAAAAAACUACCAGUAAGAAAUUAACGAGCACUAAGCCAACAAAUGUGAAAGCUAGUAAAGUUCAGCAUUUGCCUGUUGACAAUGAUAAAGAAGAAAACAGCCUAAAAAUAACGUCGAAGAAAAAUGAAAAAGUUGAACAGCCAUCCACUACUUCUGAGACUUUUGAAACUCCACGAACUCCGAAAAGAAAUCUGUCUAAUGCAGAUGAACUUACACCAUCCAAAAAAAGGCCAGUGAUUGAAAAAAAUGACAAAACGAAUAAAAAAACAGAUUCAAAAUCUGGCUUAAAAACUUCUAAGAAGCAGCCCGCCGCUCGUAAGAAAUUGGCAUUGCCCAAGAGCAAUAAAUUAACAAAUUUCAUAACUACGUCAAAGAAUGAAACUGAAGCUACUCCGAAAAAUAAUCUUAGUGUAACAACUGAUGAAGCUGAUACAAAAUCUGAAAAGUUGGCUGAUAUUAAUGAUGAGUGUAGAUCAAAGAUUUUGGGUAGCAACCGCCUGGAUGAACUCAAGAAAAUUCAUGCAAAAUUUGAACGAGUAAAAAAUGCAGCCGAAAAAUAUCAAUCAAACUCGUUUAAGAUCACAUCUGUUAUAUCACCAGUAACUUCUACACCAAUCGAAGCCAAAACUUCCGGUCCGAAGAAAGAACCUGCAUAUCAGAAAUUCAGUCAUCUUGCAGCUCCUGAAUCUUCUGACCUUAUAUUGCCUUACAAGUACAACUUAUUAUGUGAAGCAUUUCAGUGCAUGGAUGUGGUAGUCAGCAUGUUAAAUAAUCGUAAAGAAAAAAUUACGUUUGAAAAGGUGAAGGAAGGUGUACAAAAAAUGAUAGGACGAAAUUUUACCAAGUCUCAUCUUGCACAAAUUGUCACAGUUUUACCUUCAGCUUAUGUAAUGCAUUAUGAGAAAGCUGAUGCUUACAUCAUCAAUAAAACAAAAGAUGGCCCCGACUAUCAGCUAAUAAUUUCAGCAAACAUCUCUGGAAGUCCAGGAAAGUCUUCAUCAAGCAAAGGAACAGUUUUUAUUCACAUAACUCCUCAACAUCUUGCUGAAAGGAGAGCCAUGUUCAAAGAAAAUAUUUUAAAAGAAGUGAAAAAACAUCAUAGAAAAUUUUUGACUCAAAUCAAUUUCCCUCUGGUGUCUGAUGAGAAAAUUCUUCGUUGGCACCAAAAAUUCCCACUUGCCUCUGUUCCGGAUAUACCAGAAUCUGCUUUGCCGGAACUGCCUGAAGUUAAAACUUGUACUGCAAAAGAUGUGCUAAAUAAAAUAAAAGGAAAAUUUAAAGGAACGAUUGAAAAAGCAUUAAAAGAAGUUUCUGAAUCGAGAACGUCACCAAGCAACAAAGAGGUGACUUUAACUACAACUAAUCCCGACAAAAAGCAAAAUCCAGCUUUGAAAGGCAUUUCUGCAGAUCUUAUAGAAAUGAUUCGAGUUAAAGAAUCAGCUAAACUGAUGGAGACAAUGACUAGGAGUGUUGAAGAUGAAAAAAGAGCUGCAAUGAUGGAACGUGUUCCCAAAAUAGUACACAUAUUAUGGCUCUACUUCAUUGCGGAACGAAAAUCAGCUGUUCCUGUUGAUCUUGCAGUGGAAAAAAUUACUCACAGUUGCAACUCACUUGCAGCACCAGAUGAAGUAAAAGAACACCUGCAGCUUAUAAAAGAAGUUUUUCCUGGCUGGAUAUCUUUCAUUAAAAUUCCAAAAGGCGACUACAUAACAAUGGACAAAACGAAAGAUAUAAAUGUGAUGCUCAGCAAUGUAAAAUAGUACUGUAUGUAAAAGGGAAUUAUUUUGCUCAUUUUAUACUUUUUAUACUGCAAAGAUCCUUUUAAACAUUUUACAUUAUAGUAGCUCAUGAUUUAUGUAAAAUUUUAAUCUUGUAUGCUUUUAAUGCAAACAUAUUUUAAAUAACUUUCUGUUUUAUGCCAGAUGUAA
This is a messenger RNA of Uloborus diversus, 2169 nucleotides long. RefSeq names its product DNA replication factor Cdt1-like (gene dup). The coding region runs from base 136 to 2001 and encodes 621 amino acids. The record is from RefSeq and is a predicted model, not a curated record. Lineage: Eukaryota; Metazoa; Arthropoda; Arachnida; Araneae; Uloboridae. Gene Ontology annotation, cellular component: nucleus. Gene Ontology annotation, molecular function: DNA polymerase binding; DNA binding. The transcript is spliced from 10 exons. Gene Ontology annotation, biological process: DNA replication checkpoint signaling; mitotic cell cycle; DNA replication preinitiation complex assembly.